AUGCCGAAUGAGUUUGCUCAUAAAGAUUUUGGUGAAAAGGAACAAAGAAACCUUAUCCCAACAACUGCAACAACUAAGAGACUUUUUGAACGAGGAUUCUUGUCCGCGUCUGAUUUGAAACACACACGAAAUUCCCCUCCCAUAGUGGAGCCUUGUCGCACGAAGUCUCAAGAUCUUCGAGCUAGCAUUGUCUCAAUAAGAGGGAUACUAAAGGGGUUUACGUCACUAGGGGGGCCUAAAGUUGCCGAAACUUGA
This is a messenger RNA of Dovyalis caffra, 255 nucleotides long. The record is from the annotation of a GenBank genome assembly. Lineage: Eukaryota; Viridiplantae; Streptophyta; Magnoliopsida; Malpighiales; Salicaceae.